Molecule: messenger RNA, 1410 nt
Organism: Candida tropicalis MYA-3404
Lineage: Eukaryota; Fungi; Ascomycota; Pichiomycetes; Serinales; Debaryomycetaceae
Product: putative oxidoreductase
Exons: 1
Coding region: 1-1410 (469 amino acids)
Source: RefSeq, a predicted model, not a curated record
AUGCCAGUUAAUUUCUUAACUAGUGUUGUAUUUGAUGGACCUGAGGUUAUUCCAUAUUGGAAACAAAUUAAAGAAUAUGGACCUAUAGUAGGACCAAUAUUAUUAACUCUUGGAGGAUUAAAAUAUUAUUCUCAUGGAGCUACAAAUACUUGGGAUCGUGAUAUGCAUGGGAAAGUAUUUAUGAUAACCGGAGGUACUAGUGGUAUUGGUGCAGAAAUUGUUUAUGAAUUAGGUAAAAGAGGAGCACAAUUAAUAUUAUUAACUAGAAGAACAAAUGAUCAAUGGAUAGCUGAAUAUAUUGAAGAUUUAAGAGAUAAAACAAAUAAUGGAUUAAUUUAUGCUGAAGAAUGUGAUUUAAAUUCAUUAUAUUCAAUUAGAAAAUUUGCUACUAAAUGGUUAGAUAAUACCCCACCUAGAAGAUUAGAUGGAGUUAUUUGUUGUGCAGCCGAAUGUAUUCCAAAAGGUGGAUUAAAACAAUUUACAAUUGAUGGAAUUGAAAAACAAAUGGGUAUUAAUUAUUUGGCCCAUUUCCAUUUAUUAACUUUAUUGGGUCCUUCAUUAAGAGUACAACCACCAGAUAGGGAUGUUAGAGUGUUAAUUGCUACUUGUUCAUCACAAAAUUUAGGUGAUGUUGAAUUGGAAGAUUUAUUAUGGGAAAAUAAAGAAUAUCCUAAAAAUCAACCAUGGAAAAUAUAUGGAAGUUCUAAAUUAUUAUUGGGAUUAUUUGCUAAAGAAUAUCAACGACAAUUAAUGGCAUAUGAAAGAAAAGAUCAAACACCAUGUAAUGUUCGUAUUAAUAUGGUUAACCCAGGACUUGUUAGAACGCCAUCAACAAGAAGAUUUAUAUCAAUGGGUAGUAUAUGGGGGUUAUUUUUAUAUUUAAUUAUGUUUCCAAUUUGGUGGUUAUUUCUUAAAAGUGUUACACAAGGAGCACAAUCAUUUUAUUUUGCAUUAUUUGCACCUAUAUUUAUGAAAAUUGAAGGAGGAAAUAUUAUUCAAGAAUGUAAAAUUAUGACAAAAGCAAGAAAAGAAUAUACUGAUGAAGAAUUACAAGUGAAAAUAUUUAAACAAACAGAAGAAUUGAUUAAAAAAAUUGAAAUGAAAUCAGCUAUUGAACGUAAAAGACAUGAAAAUUCAAGUAAAUCAAAACAAGAAAAGAAGAAAGAAUUGGAUAGAAAGAAAGAUAUUAAUAUUAAACCAGAAACUCCUGAAGAAUUGGAAUAUAAAUUAAAUACAUUAAGAAACCAAAUUGGUAUUGGUAUUGGUAAUGGUAAUAAUGGUGAUCCUAAUGAAAUGCCAUUAUUUCCCGAUGAUGAAGCAUUAAAGAGUGUUGGUAAUAGUGGUAGUGGUAAAAGUACUGCAAUUAAGCAAAAAUCAAAUAAAACCAAAAGGAAAUCUAAAAAAGUAUAG